UCGCCAUUUUCUACACAAUAAGCAAAGUAACUAGCUUCACCAGUCUGGUGUUGUUUUACAUAAGCUAUAACGAUAGGUGAGUUAUCAAUACGUUACACUAAACUUUGCACGAUAUCUAAGGAUGGAAGACGAGAGCCACCCAAAAACCCUUUACGUGGGAAACCUGUCUAGGGAUGUCACAGAGAACUUAAUUCUUCAGCUCUUCACCCAGAUCGGUCCUUGUAAAAGUUGUAAAAUGAUAACAGAGCACACAAGCAAUGACCCAUAUUGUUUUGUGGAGUUCUAUGAACACAGAGAUGCUGCAGCUGCUCUAGCAGCAAUGAAUGGGAGGAAGAUUCUAGGAAAGGAAGUCAAAGUGAAUUGGGCAACAACUCCAAGCAGUCAGAAGAAAGACACAUCCAAUCAUUUCCAUGUUUUUGUGGGAGAUCUGAGUCCUGAGAUCACUACUGAUGAUAUCAGAGCUGCAUUUGCUCCCUUUGGGAAAAUCUCAAAUGCUCAUAGGAUUGGACAGGAGCUUGAAGGCUAACAGCAAGGAACUGUGCACACUGGGAACUCAGAUCUUCCCAAACUCCAUAUUGGUGGUAAAGAAUUGACCAGGAAAAAUAAAGAAAUCUGUUAACAGGCCAUGGAUGCACGUGUGGUGAAGGAUAUGACAACAGGGAAAUCAAAGGGGUAUGGAUUUGUGUCCUUCUAUAACAAACUGGAUGCGGAGAAUGCCAUAGUACACAUGGGAGGCCAGUGGUUAGGAGGACGGCAGAUUCGAACCAACUGGGCCACUCGGAAGCCGCCGGCCCCUAAGAAUACUCAAGACAGAAUGAUUCAAAAAUCACAAAUGGGUGUGAUUGGGCAGAUGUCCACAAACCUGUCCAGCCCAAAGCAGCUGAGAUAUGAAGAUGUUGUGAACCAGUCAAGUCCUCAGAACUGCACUGUAUACUGUGGUGGCAUCCAGUCAGGGCUCUCUGACCACCUUAUGCGGCAGACGUUUUCACCUUUUGGUCAAAUAAUGGAAAUCAGAGUUUUCCCAGAAAAAGGCUAUUCUUUUAUCAGGUUCUCUUCCCAUGAAAGUGCUGCCCAUGCUAUUGUGUCAGUGAAUGGAACAACCAUUGAAGGACAUAUUGUGAAGUGCUACUGGGGCAAAGAGUCACCUGAUAUGGCAAAAACUGUCCAACCUGUAACAGAACAACAGGUGGAUUAUGGACAAUGGGGACACUGGAAUCAGGUGUAUGGAAAUCCUCAGCAGUAUGGCCAGUACAUGACAAAUGGAUGGCAAGUGCCUUCCUAUGGAAUGUAUGGACAGACAUGGAAUCAGCAGGGCUUUGGAGUGGAACAAUCACAGUCUCCUGCCUGGGUGGGAGGUUUUGGGACUCAGCCCUCUCAGGCACAGCCUGGCCCUGUGAUGAACCAGGCUAACUUUGGCAUGGCUGGCUACCAGACACAGUGAUUUGUUUGUCACUGUCCAACAUCUUAGUCAUUUUUUUUGUGGGAGCCCUCUUCCCCAUGUGAGGAGGGAAUAAAGAGACUAAUAGAAGUCAUUGACUUUUUCCCAGAAAACAUGCAGAACUGACCUGAAUCAGGGUUUAAGUGCAAAGAAGCAAAUUUUGAUUAUAGAACGCCUUCAGCAGGAAACUGAAUUUAUUUGCGAAAUUUAUUUUCAUUGUUUUAAUGGAGUCGGACAUAAUAAACUGUACAUUUUCCCCUCCAUCUGUAUUCAACAAUAUAUUUGCUUAUUGCCAAUUACAGGACGUGCACAGGUACAUUGCAAAACGCUGUACAUGAUCUAAACACAAUGCAUUUUAAACAGUUUAAUUUCUGCCCUUCCAAAUAGCUGACGUGUUUGCUUGUUAGUUACACAAUGGACUUCAAAUUUUGUACCUAAAGAAGCAAAACAACCAUUCUGAUACAGUAAACAAAUGUAAGUAAAGGCACUUUUUGGGGUUCAUCGGACCUGUGUCUUGUAAAUGUUUAAGUGUAAAUGAAUUUCUAUGUGCAGUUGUGUAUAUUUAAUUCACAUUAGCUCCUCAUUUCUCUCCAAAUUCUAGAGUUUGAUACAGCGUGUAUGAUGUAAUCUUUUUACUCUGUUUUACCGACAGUGAAAUCUCGUUCAUUUUAAAGAAAGGGUUGCUCUGUCUGAUUAUGUAAAUAACCUUUGAUAACUGGGUAUGGAAAAGGGUUUUCAGCACAUCGUCCUUUUUUUUCUGGAUAGAGCAGAAACAGCGCUGCUCUUGAUAGACACAUGUUUGUGUGGCUGACAUGCUGAAUUCACUCAGUGUUAUAAAGAAGCCUUAAUUUGCAGUCACACAGUUUCAGUUUUACUGAACUGAGACCCUUGUAGAAAGAUGUAUUGUUUGUUUUUAGACCCUACAGUAGAUUUACUCUCAUUUGCAGUUUUGACAAAUAUGCGUGCCAUGUUCUCUAGUAGCCAGACAAAUGAGAUUUGGGGAUUUUUUUUUGGAGGGGGGGAACUUUGUAGAUUUGAAAUGCAUGUUUCAAAUCACAUUUGUUGAGGUUGCUUCAGGAACCGAAUGUAAUAGGUAAAAUGUUUGAAUGCAGCCUAGCAUUUGAUAAUUUUAAGUCUAAAUGAGUCAAUAAAUGAACCGUUGGACUAGGAA
This is a messenger RNA of Tachysurus fulvidraco (yellow catfish), 2609 nucleotides long. RefSeq names its product TIA1 cytotoxic granule-associated RNA binding protein-like 1 (gene tial1). The transcript has 15 exons. Gene Ontology annotation, cellular component: cytosol. The record is from RefSeq and is a predicted model, not a curated record. NCBI's taxonomy places the organism in Eukaryota, Metazoa, Chordata, Actinopteri, Siluriformes, Bagridae. Gene Ontology annotation, molecular function: DNA binding; mRNA binding. The coding region runs from base 626 to 1441 and encodes 271 amino acids.